Messenger RNA from Suillus subaureus, 1047 nucleotides. Its product is annotated as phosphoribosyltransferase-like protein. Lineage: Eukaryota; Fungi; Basidiomycota; Agaricomycetes; Boletales; Suillaceae. Gene Ontology annotation, biological process: AMP salvage; adenine salvage. The transcript has 4 exons. Gene Ontology annotation, cellular component: cytoplasm. The coding region runs from base 324 to 875 and encodes 183 amino acids. Gene Ontology annotation, molecular function: adenine phosphoribosyltransferase activity; adenine binding; AMP binding. The record is from RefSeq and is a predicted model, not a curated record.
UUUUUACUCGUCGUCUACCUUUGUAUCUCUUCAUAUGACCACUCGCAAGUACUUAUGCUACAAGGGUAUCGAUCAAUCUAUGAGCAUCAUGAUAACAUGCAUCAAUCAGUUGCGAAAUGAGUUUCAAUAGCAUCAAGAAGGCUCUGUAUCUUGCGCCGACUCGCAGUGCCAUUUGUGAUGUCAAGACGGAGUUCGCGCGGGCUCAACCAACUCGAAACGGUUCGCUUCUGAUAUCCGCCCGGUUAUAUAAAACCUCACCCUUCGUUCUGUCUCUCUGGUUAGUAACCACUCUUUUGCAAUCUUAGACUGUUUUAUAGUACACCAUGGCCGACAUCGAAUACCUGCAAAGUAUCAUUCGACCCCAUCCCGAUUUUCCAAAGAAGGGAAUCAGCUUUCUCGACAUUUUCCCCAUACUCCGUGAUCCGAUCGCAUUCGAGACACUCAUAACCCACUUUGUUCAUCACAUCACGUCGCAAACUAUACCAAAAUCACUACGCAAAAAGGUUGAUGUUGUAGUUGGCCUAGAUGCCCGAGGAUUCCUCCUCGGGCCUAUCAUUGCGCUGCGAUUGGGAGCAUCUUUCGUGCCUGUUCGCAAACGUGGCAAGCUCCCAGGCGAGUGCGUCUCAGCGAACUACGAGAAGGAAUAUGGUGCUGACACCUUCGAAAUGCAAUCAGACGCGAUCCUACCUGGGCAGUCCGUGAUUAUUGUAGAUGAUCUAAUUGCCACCGGGGGCUCAGCUAAGGCAGCUGGUGAGCUUGUCAAGAAGCUAGGCGGGGUGACAGUGGAAUAUCUCUUCAUCAUCGAGAUAAUGUUUCUUAAGGGAUACCAGUGUUUGGAUGCUCCUGCCUACUCCGUUAUUCAACACUUAGAUUGAGUUGCGGGGCACGUUCUCUUUAUUAAUAUUUUUAUGUCGGAGACAGAUACCCGUUUCUAUGAAUCUUAGUGCUGUGGAUUAGACUUGGGUCAAUUGUAUAUAUGCGUGCAUCUCUGUCACGGCAACAUAGGCAUGUUGCCCACGAAAUUGAGGCAACAGUGCAUCCAAUAGC